Dentiscutata heterogama is the source of this 780-nucleotide messenger RNA. NCBI's taxonomy places the organism in Eukaryota, Fungi, Glomeromycota, Glomeromycetes, Diversisporales, Gigasporaceae. The record is from the annotation of a GenBank genome assembly.
UGAUCACUGUAAAAGAAGGAAAAACAAUUGAAGAUGAAUUAGAAGUAACCGAAGGAAUGCGAUUUGAUCGCGGAUAUAUUUCUCCAUAUUUCAUAACUGAUACUAAAACUCAAAAAGUUGAACUUGAAAAGCCUCUUAUCCUUCUCUCCGAAAAGAAAAUUUCUAUAUUACAAGAUAUUCUUCCAAGUUUAGAAGCUGCUGCUCAACAACGUAGACCACUUCUUAUUGUUUCUGAGGAUGUUGAUGGUGAAGCUUUAGCUGCUUGUAUAUUGAAUAAACUUCGUGGAAAUCUUCAGAGACUUGCAAAAUUGUCUGGAGGUGUUGCUGUUAUUCGUGUGGGUGGUUCUUCAGAAGUUGAAGUUAACGAAAAAAAAGAUCGCUUUGUUGAUGCUUUGAAUGCCACACGUGCAGCCGUUGAAGAAGGAAUUGUACCUGGUGGUGGUGUUGCCCUCUUGAAAUCCACCAGAUGUUUAGAUUCCUUAAAACCCGUAAAUUUUGAUCAACAAUUAGGCGUGAAUAUCGUAAAAACUGCUCUUCAAAAGCCUGCGAAAACCAUCGUUGACAAUGCCGGUGAGGAAGGUUCAGUAGUUGUAGGUAAACUAUUAGAUGAUCAAGAAAAUAAUUUCAACUAUGGUUAUGAUUCUGCCGCUAGUCAAUACGGUGAUAUGAUUGCACGUGGUAUUGUGGAUCCAUUAAAAGUCGUAAGAACUGCACUUGUUGAUGCUUCUGGUGUUGCAAGUUUACUAACAACAACAGAAUGCAUGAUUACUGAUGCACCUG